UCCGACCCUCAGUCCAAGCAACUAUCCAAACAACACGGCCGCGUCACCAUUGGAUUUAGCCUACGUCUUCUCAUUUUACUAUCAUGAACACAUUCGCCGACCGUUUUUCGACAACAGGCGCUCUGGCAGAGUUGCGAAAGGCGCAGAAGGCUGCUGAUGAGGAAGAGUUUUCUGAUGCUAUGUGGGGUUCUGAGGCUGGCUUUGGCAGUCUGGCAAAAGGUGUACCAACUUUCAGUGUCCCGAAUAUUCCGGAUCCAACAGCCUUUCUAAGGCUACACACCGAUGACCAUGCCGACCCCACUUGCAAGAUCAAGAUCUCUCAUGGAACAACAACGCUUGCUUUCAGAUUCCAAGGAGGUGUUAUUGUUGCAGUCGAUUCUCGUGCUACUGCAGGCAGCUACGUCGCCUCGGGAACUGUAAAAAAGGUCAUUGAAAUCAAUCCCUACCUUCUUGGAACCAUGGCUGGUGGUGCAGCCGAUUGUCAAUACUGGGAAACAUACCUUGGAAUGCACUGUCGACUUCACGAGCUUCGAAACCGGGAGCGCAUAUCCGUGUCUGCAGCAAGCAAAUAUCUAAGCAACCUCGUGUACAGUUACAAGGGUAUGGGAUUAAGUAUGGGAACGAUGAUCUGUGGUUGGGAUAAGACUGGUCCAGCCGUGUUCUAUGUUGACUCUGAUGGCACGCGCCUGAAGGGCGACCUGUUCUCUGUAGGCUCCGGCAGUACAUUCGCGUAUGGUGUGCUGGAUCAAGGUUACCGCUGGGACUUGACGGAUGAGGAGGCCCAAGAACUCGGCAGGCGUAGCAUCUAUGCUGCUGGUCACAGAGACGCUUUCUCUGGAAACACAUGUAAUCUCUACCACGUCAAAGAAGACGGAUGGAAAUUCAUUGGUAACUAUGAUAUAUCCAAGAUGCACUACGAUGGCCCGGGCAAUGUACUCGGGGCUACUGGUGGCGGAUACGGAUACGAGUUGCGGGUUGAAGGGCUUAGCUCGGCAAAUCCUCCUGUGGCAGCCCAGGCGUAGUUAUUGGAUAUGUAUCAUAUAUUAUGAAAACCAAAUUAUAUGCCAAUCUUCUACGCUU
This is a messenger RNA of Guyanagaster necrorhizus, 1080 nucleotides long. Its product is annotated as proteasome-domain-containing protein. Gene Ontology annotation, molecular function: threonine-type endopeptidase activity. The record is from RefSeq and is a predicted model, not a curated record. Gene Ontology annotation, cellular component: proteasome core complex; cytoplasm. The transcript has 7 exons. The coding region runs from base 84 to 1022 and encodes 312 amino acids. NCBI's taxonomy places the organism in Eukaryota, Fungi, Basidiomycota, Agaricomycetes, Agaricales, Physalacriaceae.